Molecule: messenger RNA, 2585 nt
Organism: Linum trigynum
Lineage: Eukaryota; Viridiplantae; Streptophyta; Magnoliopsida; Malpighiales; Linaceae
Source: the annotation of a GenBank genome assembly
UUUAAGUUUAAUUUUUUUGCUACUAAUUAGUUAAUAGUAUAUUAACUAAUCAAAUAUUUUUAUUAUUGUUGCAAAACAAAGAAAUCCUUUGAAAAAGGACUAUUGUAUCACAAUAGAAAAUUGUGGUGCCGUCAUAAAUCUUUUCCUUCCCUCUUUUUACUGUGUUUCCUUCUAAUAAAAAAAUCACAAACUCAGAAAUGAAAAAGUUAUUGCUUGCAUAUUUUGGUUGAAUGAACUCUUGGAUGUGAUUUGCAUAUGUACAUGUCGGCUAUCGGUUAGCACGCUAACCUUUCUAGGGGUUGGAAAAAUGACACUCUUAUUAAUCAUAGUUAUUUUUUUAUUAAAUUCGUGUUGCAUUUAAUAAUCUUUGGAAAUUAAAAACUCAUCUUAAUUAUAUUCUUUUUUUUAACUACCAUUGCACUAAUACCACUAUCAUUGCACCUGUAUACUGAACUCAUAUUAAUUACGUUUCUUUUUUGGAACUAUCAUUGUACUGAUACAUUUGUCAUUGCACCUGUACACUAAUACCAUUGCACUGAUACAAAUACCAGUGCGCUGAAAAAGGAGAGUAAUUAAUAUGUGUUUUUAAUUCAUACAGAUUAUUAAAUGCAACACAAAUUAAUUACCUUAAAAACCUAUAAUUAAUAGGGGUGUCAUUUUUCCAACAUUUUAGGGGUAGGCAUUCUAUCUCAUUCCCCAAAUCCAGACAAUUAAAAUUUUCCCCCGAGCAUAAGAAUAAUAGAAGGGUUAGUAGCAUAAAUUGCUUAUCUAUUAUGGUUUUUUCUCAAACAUAUCCUACUACUAUGUUUCACAUCAAACAUACCCUUUUACUAUUAUCAUGAUACCAAAUAUAUCCUUCCGUUAAUAUUUCCAUCCGAAUUUCGUUAAAUCCGACAACCGAUUUGAAUUCAUAAAUUCGGAAGGGGAAAGUCGAAUUUACCUUUCAUUACAUCCAUUUUCCAUCCAUGUAAUUCCUCUCCACUGUUCUGGUUGCCGACCCCUCUGUCUUAUUUUACUUCAUCUAAUCCUCUUUUCGUUGGUUCAAAACGCACUUCUAAUCCGAUCUUGUUCGAGUUUUGCAGACGUAGGAAAAAGCGAAUCACGAGCCGGGUAAGGGUUUUAGAUUUCAUGACGGCGGCAACGAUGGGCAAGCCACCGGACAACACUAGUGGCGUGUGGCGUCCUUCAGAAGUCUCCUCUUCCCCGAACACUAAGAAUGAAAAGGAGGCUACCCAACCAAAAAAGAAAGUUCGUCCCCUUAACUUUGACCAACAAGGAGUAGUUGAAGAUAUUACAGCUGGUGAGAUGGAAGCGGAGGAAAGCCCACAGCCGGAAAGAGGAGAAGGCAAAAGAGGCUCCCCGGUUUGGCAGGAAAGAAAGCGCAGGCUGUUCAGGGAUGUAGUCCAACCGGACACCUGGUAUGUUGCUGAGUCCGACACGGAAGAUGUUGUGCAGGCUGAGAAAGAGGAGGAUGAACCUUUCGAUGAUAUGGAAAGUGACCCGUUGUGCCCAACAGCUACCUUUACAGCAGCUGAGAAAAUCAUAUGGAGGAGAGAGUGGCGGUCGGCGCUGGUUGUGAAGGGCCUCGGAAGAAAAGUUUCAUACAUGGAGCUCUCCCGGCGUCCUAACUUCUUAUGGGCAAAACAUGGUGAUCUACAGAUCUCGGAUAUUAAGAAUGGUUGUUUCCUUGUUCGGUUUAGGAAGGAGGACUAUGAAAUUGCCACUAGUGGAGGGUCGUGGUUACUGGGAGAGACUUACCUAACAGUGAUGCGAUGGUACAAGGGGUUUAACCCAUGGAAGUCGGAAGUGUCAUCAACGUUGAUAUGGGUACAACUCCCGGAGCUACCGAUCGAGUUUAUCAAUAAAGAGGCAGCUAUGAAGAUUGGGUCACUGAUUGGGAAUCCCUUACGUGUUGAUAGAGCCACGGAGGAGGGAGCUCGAGGGAACUUUGCACGAGUAUGUGUAGAGGUGGACUUGAGGAAACCACUGUUGUCCAAAUACAAAGUUGAGGGCAUCGAGUACCUAAUCCAGUAUGAAGGUCUUGAUCAUAUCUGUAUGGACUACGACAAAUAUGGUCAACCUACUGAUUGAUGCCGGUGUAAGGUUAUUGAUGAGGUUGUACAUGAGUUGGUUGAGUUUGUCCUAGAAACCCAAUAUGUCGAACAAGGACCAGGGAAGGGACCAACCUACGGCGAGUGGAUGAUGGUGAAACGGAAAGAGCGCCGCCCGAUCAAGAAAGACAAUAAUGCAGCAAAGAGAAAGGAAUAUAAGCAGAGGGUGGGUAACGUGCCCAAAGCACAAAAUCGGUUUGGGGCGCUAGGGGAUGAUUUGCAUACUGACAAACCAAGUGAGGCCCAUGUCGCUAUGGAGAAAGAUAUUAGCAAGGGCAAGGAUACUAUAUCUCAAUAUCAAGAGCAGAGGCGGAGCCAAGAUUUGAUGGUCCGGGGGGGGGGGGGGAUUCUUACUCUAUAACCGCGAGAAGACGUUAAAAUUAAAAUAAUAAGGGAAAACAGAUUUAUUAUAUUAUUAUAACUACACUUUUUUAAGAUGACUAAAAUAACUCCAAAUAAGAUCUAAAGUUCAAA